Glycine soja is the source of this 663-nucleotide messenger RNA. RefSeq lists its product as uncharacterized. Lineage: Eukaryota; Viridiplantae; Streptophyta; Magnoliopsida; Fabales; Fabaceae. The record is from RefSeq and is a predicted model, not a curated record. The coding region runs from base 144 to 491 and encodes 115 amino acids. The transcript has 2 exons.
AGAGGCUGAGAGAGGAAGUGAAGCAAUUGAGAAGUUUGGUGGAAGAGAAAGAUGAGAAGAUAAGAGAGAUUGAGGUUGGAAUGAUGGAGAAGAACAGUGAGAAAGAGUGCGAAUUGAUGGGAACUAAGCUCUAGGUUUAGCAGAUGAAGGAGGAGAGAGCAAGGAGAGAUGAAGCUAUGGAGAAGUGGAAGCAACUUUAUCUUGCAAUUAAGACUGAGCUAGAUGAACUCAUUCAAAGAACAUAUGAUGGGGAUGGUUUGUAUUGGAAAGUAGAGGAAAAUGACAUCCAAAUGGAAAAUAUGAAAAAGGAGUUGCAAGAAAAGGAAGAAACCAUCAAGGCCUUAAAAACUCAAUUGCUUUCAAUGGAGAAAGAAAAGUACAAAAAGGAGGGGGAAUUUGACUUGUUAAGGCAAAGCCUGAGGAUCAUGAAUGGCAAGAAGAGUUCAAUUCAAACGAAAGACAAGCUCUUGAAAAGCAAAUUGGGAAAAUGAAAUGCACAAAAACUAGUUUUCAUAUCCAAAAUUGAACAAUGUGGUUGAAUAUGUAUUAUUGUAUACUGGGUUGGUUUGUAUCUUUCAACAGCACAUAUUUUCCUUUUACUUUUUCCCCCUCCUUUUUCUUCAGAAAAAAUAAGCAAGCCAAUACUUCCAAAGGAAAAAAAAC